CAGAUCGGAACGCCUCAACACGUCCGUGUCCGUGACUACCCACCGUUGCCAGACCCUGCGCGGCUGCAGACCCCUCGGCCUCCCUCGAGCCUCCGUCCCCGACGUCUCUCGCGCGCUGCCAGCCUUCUGCCCGCACAUGUGCAGCCCGCCGCUCGCCUCAGCUGCCCGACGCCCCGUCUCCCUUCGCUCCGGCCGCGCAUCUCGUCGACGAUGAACCCGCUCUCGAUGCGAUGACCUCUCGUCCUGGCCCGGGAAUACAUGAGCAGUCCCGUGGCAGUGGAGUGCCGCCGCGGAAUCCGCAGGUGCGGCGGCGCCCGUCGAAGCCGCUCAACACGGCGCUUCCGCCGCCCGAGUGCAUCGAUCCCGCCCUGGAGGACGAGCGCCCUCCCGCACCCCAUGGCGCCGCCGAGCCCGCACGCCCACUGCCGCGGGGGCGGCCCCAGCUGUUCUACGCCGCCGCCCCGAGCGACGGCCUCGAGCUGCCCGCCCACGCCGCCUUCCCCUACCAGCCGACCGCGAACCUGCCCGUGCCGCCGCGCCCGGGCUCCGUCCUGCUGCGCGAUGCGGCGAGCCAGCGGCGCAUGGCUCCAGGCGGGUCGGGCGUGAAGGAGCACCCCAGCACACACCCGCCCGAGGUCGUCACCGCGCCCGUCCACUUCCCCGGCGGCCGCGCCGCUGACGUGUUUCCGUGGACCGGCACCAACCCCGAGGACACGCUGACGGAGGCGCUGGUCAAGGGCGGCAUCAGCAACAAGCCGCAGAUCAUGAACGAGACGAACACGGCCCGCCCGUCGCUGUGGUCGAACCUGAAGAACAAGUCGGGCCUGUCGACGCUGUCGACGCUGUUCGUCGCCGUGCUGGAGAAGCGCCAGCAGGCCGGCCGGCUGCAGGAGCCGAACACCUUCAAGCCUCCCCCGCGCCUGACCCUGCGCGACACUGCCAGAGAGCAGUGGCUAUACGACCUGUCGAAUCCCGCCAUCGGGCUGCGUCGUCUGAGCCGCACCAUCCCUCACGGCCUCACCGGCAAGGUGCUGUUGGAGCAGUGUCUCAACAAGAACAUACCUCUCCCGCGCGCCCUGUGGCUGGCCAAAUGCGUGGGCAUCAACGAGCUGCGCGCCCACAAGCGCAAGGGCCAGGCCGGCACCGUGACGUGGGUCCGAGGCUGGACAAGCUCGGUAGAGCAAUUUUUGGACAGCAUCCUCGCUGGCGUUGGCACUGGUGAAUGGAAGCAACGCAUGACGUACUCUCUUCAACUGGCAACAUUUCUGUACAAGGAGAGCCUGCUGGACAUGGACCACUUUCUCGACUGGAUCCUCCACAGCAUGGGAGCAUCUUCGUCCGAGCGCCUGUUCAUCUGGCUUCUUAUUGUAUCCAUUCCGGCGUACUGGCAGGGACUCACUUCAUGUCGAAUGCGUGGGAAGCGCCUGGCAGAGGCGCUGCUCAGCCACGUGACUAAGCUUUCCCAACAUGAUCCCCACGCACCGCCGUCUCGAAUGACGCACUUUCUUGAAAGCACCCUGAUCAAGCUUCUCACCAUUCGCCCUGCAUGUUUACUCCUUCCGGAUACCUGGGAUCAACAAAGUAUCACUCUCAACGCUCUUACAGAGAAGAUGAAUCAUCCUCAGAUAGUGUAUAACGUAAGGAAAUUGGACGAGCGGAAUCGCAGGCUGCAGCAAUCAUCCAAGAUUGCCCCGGCAGCUUCUAUGACAUCUGCGGCCCAGGUCUACCGCAUCUUAGACAACGUUGAUUACAUCAACAUGGUUCGCAUAGACGAGAUCUCUACCGAUUGCAUGGAGGUCAUUCAAGCCCCCGUCAAACUGGUGUCGGUGCUGCUUCAGUGGGCAUGUUCGUGUUAUCGAGAAGGCUCAUACAGGGCGUGCUUGGCAACCCGAUUGCUCCGCAGAUGGGCUCAUCUUGGUGCAGACAUGUAUGAUUGCAUUACAACAUAUCUUGAGAGUAUGAGCUGGGCUCAAAGUGGCGAUCCUCGCAAGGUUUUCAAGAUCAUUUCCGAAUUAGUACGCUCGAAGACAUUUGCAGCUGGUCGCUAUAUGCAAUGGCUCAUCGCCACUGGAUCAAUUGCGCUGAAUGUUGAUCUAUCACUGCCUGAAGCGUGGCCCGUACGUCUAAUCACGGAGAUACCUAUCAGUGGGUUACCAGACCAAGUACGCACUUUGCGUGCGACACUGCUUCGUGGGACAGCUCACUCUGCGGAUUGGGAAGAACGGCUCUUGCACCAUGCCAAGCUUGCACUUGCCCAGCAAUUACCUGUGUUGUGUGGGACAAGCUUUUCGGAUUUAGGCAGUCCUAAGCUCGAUAUUGACAACCUUGGGUCUACAGUCAGAAUUGAACUUGGCAUGUGGCUACGUCACCAAGUCGCCCAAAAUGCUGAAGUUAACGAACACGUACCCACGAAAGAUCCCGCUGUCGAAGAGACUGCUUUGGUCUCCCUCAUUACGCCGUAUGACUUCCACACAGUUCGGUCUUACCUGGAGCAGUUUGAAGAUCUUCCACUCCUCGCGGAUAUCGUCAACAUUGCAACCUCGUCACUGGACCCUAGUGUACUCGCUUCUGCCACGGAUACGAUGCAUUACCACCUGAAAGCGUUUCGCGCCAUUGGUGCCUUCGACUCCCUGUUUACGAGAGUGGUGAAUCGGUACGCCGCCAUUCGGACUAUACGAUUCCCCGAACGCGAACUGCUGCUCAGCCUAUUCAACUUGACACGAACGCUGCGGCUGGAGAAUUCACUUCUACAGCUCCUCAACUACGAUAUAAGCCGAUUGGAUCAGAAGAACUCAAUGGCCGCCUGCUCCCCAGCCUCCGACAAUAUGGGCGAGGCAAUGUGCAGUGUACCUUCUAAUCCCGAAGAGGAGAUUGAGCGCAUACUUUCAAGCGGCAAUUCUAUGGAUCAGCAGGUUAUGGCUCGUGUGCUACGCAAAAUCACCAGUAGCUUACAAGACUGUAUCAGCAAGAAUCUUUUGCAGUCUGAUAGCUAUUCUGGAUGGUUCUAUCGUCUGCGUAGCUUCGACGACUCAACCUUCGAUGUGGUCCUGAACGAGUGGGUGAAUCUUUGCUUGCUCAAUCACCAAGUCGAAGUUCUGUUUCUUGCGUUACCCACCCUUGUCGGGUCAGGCUGCAUGCCGCUUUCUGGAUUUUUGGAUAGCUUGCGAGCCUAUGUAGGCAAGACGGCACCUGGGCAGCCUGAGAUAGCCUUCCGCGUUGCUCUGGAAGGUCUUCAGAGCCUGCUUCCUUCCGAAAUCUUGGCGGGUACAUGGUCACCUCAAGACAGAUAUCGCUACCGGCUUGAGCAACACAACUUGUGCUAUGACGCAGACGCGCGUGUGCUACAGUUCAUUGGCGAACUCGUUGACCUUGGAACAUCCUUGCCAAUUCAAAAGGUCGGGCAGCAGUUGUCCGGUCUGCUAUCCUCCAGUGCCGUGCUUGACAUCUUCAAACACUACACCCUUGCAGAUGCUGCUUCUCUCUCCAAGCUUCGGACGGCAGGUCUGAAUGGAAGCCUGAGGAAACAAUACCUCAAAGUUUUGUUCAGCACAUUGCUAGAUCCUGAUCGUUCUCUCGGUCUGGCUACGAGAACUCCCGAACAGCAGAUACUUGCAGUUUUCGACAUAGCCAGCGAGUUGUCGAUGCCUUUCUGCCGAUCCAUGGUCCAGCAGAUCUUCGAGACGGACACAUCGUCGAUGGAUCAUUCAUCGGACAAUCUCUCCGCCACCUUGUUGAGCGCCAUCAAGUCCGCCCUGGAGAAAGACCAGUCGUCCGGUCUAGAGCUUCUAGCCACCCUAGAUAGUUCUCUCACGGACAAGAUACGACAACAUGCAGAACGUGAGAUUAUUGAUGCAUCAUCUUUCCUGACUACCUCAUCGUCUGAUGCGCUGGGCUUAGGGCAGACUACCCCAGCAUUGGUCCAGAAGUAUCUUGCGGUCAUCGACCUUACCGCAGGAGAGGGCUCGGAAACCGUCGACCAGUCGACUAUGUUGAUAGCAUUGGUGGAUAGAUUCAAGGGCGUGGCUCAAGCUUUGACUUCCUUGAGUGGUACUGGGAAUCCGCCGAGUCACAUCGACAACUCGACGGUGUCCGACUUGUACACAUGGACGAACGCCCUAUUCCGCGUACUACUAUCGCACAGUACUUCGCUUGUACAGAACGCAUCGCAUCAGCACCAGAGUGCUCUCAUGAUCGCUCUGAAAUCUUUGAUCGUUCAUCCGACGCUUGAAGUCUAUCCACGGAUAGCUGAACACAUCUUCGACGUAGCUGUCGUUCUGUCUGACCUCCUGUCUGACGAUGUCCGCAUCCAGCUCGCUCGUGCUGAGAGUGCAGCGUACGCUGAUGACCCUCGAUGCCUGUUCAUCGUUGGCCCUACGACGCUGCUCGAUGGCUGGCUUGUUUUGACCAAGCCCUUACAGCCCACUCAGAAUCCUGCUUCCUCACAACUGCAACCUCCCACCUCCGUUCAAAACCAGCAUCAGUUUCCGCAGAUGCCCAGCUCGACCGCUCCGACGCCUCAGCAACGAUACUUGAGCCAACAGCAGCAACGCCAACAACAGAUGCAGGCGCAACAAGCACAACAAAUGCGAAGCUACCCUCAGUACACCCAACACACACAUCCGCAAAACAAGAUGCUUCCUGCACAACUGCAACGUACGCCCUCGAACCAACCGACUCCUACACCUCUCCAACAAAUGCAGCACAUGCAGCACAUGCAAAGCCUUGCGCAACAGCGUGCGACGCAGCCGUCGCCCGUACAGUCUCAACGUCCUUCCCUAGCAGCAGGUGGACCUGGGGCUCCGACAGGCAAAUUGCCAGUAGCACAGCCAAAAGAGUUUAGACAGUUCCCCUACGCACAACCCAGAUGGGAAAUCCUGGCCGAGAGUUCCGGCAACCCCAACGCAAACGAGACGGCGAUCAACUUGAGCCUGUUCGGCGCUCGGAGAGUGUGAGCACGCUCAGACGUCUCGUCAAUUCCUUCUCGCCUCUUCAUGUUCAUUUCGACGUUUCUUUUGUUCGACGUUCUAGGGUAUUGGUUUCACAUGCAUGCAGCGUAGUGGCGUUGAUUAUUAGGAAGCUCCUCAUGACAUGCCUGCAUCGCAACGGCGUUGGGUGUUUUGACCAACUAGCAUUGAGCAGUUGUAUAUAUACGAAUCUCGGUACAGCGAAACAUGGGUACAGCGUUUCAAGUGAAGAUGCUGAAGUCGGAGGGUUAUUGAUUUGUUGCAUACGAGUACGCAGUGUCUACGGUAGAUUAAGAAGCCCGAAGGCACAUGAAACCACAG
Molecule: messenger RNA, 5285 nt
Organism: Boeremia exigua
Lineage: Eukaryota; Fungi; Ascomycota; Dothideomycetes; Pleosporales; Didymellaceae
Exons: 8
Coding region: 231-4952 (1573 amino acids)
Biological process (GO): regulation of transcription by RNA polymerase II
Cellular component (GO): mediator complex
Molecular function (GO): transcription coregulator activity
Source: RefSeq, a predicted model, not a curated record